AUGUCGACUCACUACGUUGGUCAGAUCGCACCCAACUACAUUCAUUCCACCAUGCAGUCCAACAGCUCAGAUGACUCUUUCACUUUUACCGUCGGCAAGCUCGAUGCCGGCAUGGCCAUUCUCAUCGGCGACAAGGCUUCGCUUAUCGAGUUUCCUUCGCUUCUCCUCCCGCCAGGUGUCUCUUCUGGCAGCGUCGUCAACAUCCGUGUGAUGCGGAACGAUCAGCAGGAACGACGCCAGAAGGACGAAUUCGACCAGCUCCAGGAGGAUAUCCUUCACACCUUUGGCCAACAGGCACCCAAGGCGCCAGCGCUGAGACUACGGAACGUUACGCAGACCUCGGUGACGCUGGAAUGGGAUCGACUGACAUUGGCGACUGCGACGCUGCUUUCUCUCGACAUCUAUCGAAACAACCAAAGGUUGGCACCCAUCCCGAAUCCUCUGCACAACACUUCGACCAAGUUGUCCGGUCUCGAUCUCAACGCAGAGUACACCUUCCACCUCGUACUCAAGACGACCGCCGGUACUUUCUCCUCUCCCGUCAUCAAAACACGUACGCACACCAUCAACGAUACCUCGGGAAUCAGCGUCUGCUUCGGUCACGUACACGACGCAGAGAUGCUCGAAGCGGCGAAAAAGGCGUUGGGCAACAUGAAGGCGAAGUGGCACGAUAGGAUCCAGAUUGACACGACGCAUUACGUCUGCACUGAUGCGAGGAAUCCGGGGGAUGUGAAUGCACCGCAAGGAUCGCAGGGACAGGGGUAUGGUAAAGCGAUGCAGUUGAGCAUUCCGGCUGUGUUGCCGCACUGGAUCUUUGCGUGUCACGAUCAGAAGAAGAUGGUGGGGAUCUCGGCUUUCUACCUGGAUCAGGAUCCGCCGAACGCGAGCACGGUGAGGCAGAGCAUCGACAGGGUGUUGGGUAAGCAGCAGCAGGGUGCAUCUACGUCGGCUGCAGCGGCGACCCCAGUAGCAGCUGAAGCAUCAUCAUCAGCAGCAGCAGCAGCAGCAGGCACUGCCACUUCUCCUCCUCCUCCUCUGGAGAAGGACGCUCUUACACCAAAGGCGACAGAAGAAGAAGAAGUUGCGACAAAGCCAGCACCGUUCGCCGCGGAAGACGUGCCACCGCUCACAGAGCAAGCUGCCGGCACCGAACCGUUCGACGCCACAGAAGCACAUCCCUCCACCCCAACGCCCAUCAUCACCACCUCCGCUCCCUCCGAAGACGGCGCCGUCGAACCACAAACCACGCCUGCACCACCUCAAGUGAUCAUCACCUCGAGCGAGUCCCAAGACGACGUGCCAACCGCACCGGAAGCAGAACCCCAAGCAGCCGAGCAGCACACACAAGUCACAGCCGAGACCGACGAGGACGGCGAUGGCGAGAUGGACGAUGUCAGCCUCGGAGGGACCAACGAGAUGGAUGAAGAGAGACGGUCGUAUUGA
Molecule: messenger RNA, 1443 nt
Organism: Pseudozyma hubeiensis SY62
Lineage: Eukaryota; Fungi; Basidiomycota; Ustilaginomycetes; Ustilaginales; Ustilaginaceae
Exons: 1
Coding region: 1-1443 (480 amino acids)
Biological process (GO): Golgi to plasma membrane transport; conjugation with cellular fusion
Cellular component (GO): trans-Golgi network; exomer complex
Molecular function (GO): protein dimerization activity
Source: RefSeq, a predicted model, not a curated record